Messenger RNA from Schistosoma curassoni, 1173 nucleotides. The record is from the annotation of a GenBank genome assembly. Lineage: Eukaryota; Metazoa; Platyhelminthes; Trematoda; Strigeidida; Schistosomatidae.
AUGACCGCCUCAUGCCAGGCCAUUCAAGGUCGUCGUACACGAACGGCGGGCGGCUUUGAACAAAUUAGUUCUGGAGAUCUGUAUAAACCCCAAAUGAAGCGACAAAAAGAUGUACAGUUGGAAUCGAAGCCAAAGAUACAAAAGCGUACUGAUUUUUUAAAUGACCUGGAUGGACUCCUUGUCAGCUCUAAAAAUUUCAAUAAACUUUUUGUACAGAAAACAAAUCAGGAAUGGAUCAAAACUCAAGUUGAGAAGCUUGUACAAAGUCACAUUCAUUUAUUUAGAUUUAUUGAAGUUUUAACAAACCUUGUUGUAUCUGGAAAUCAUCAUCCACAUGUUGUUCAACAAGUGCUUGUUUGGUUAGAUUAUUGUCUACAACACCAUUCAACUUCUAUGCAAACACCAGAAAUUCAGAAGGUCUUAAAGAAUUUGUGUUCAUAUUACUACGAAAUGUGUGGGAUGGGGAAUAUGUUUUUAAGAGCUGCUAACCGUGGUAGUGCCAUGGAAAAUUGGUCAAAUGUUCAAAAGCUUAUUAGUCACUUCCCUCGUAGAUUUUAUUAUCCGGUUCUACCUAAAACAAAGUUUGUAUACAUUGAUGAUGAAAGCAAUCCUACCGGAAAAUCUAAUGUUCCAUUAAAUUUAUAUAGUUCCGAAAACAAUGAAGAAAAUCUUGAUAUCCUGAAUGAUGAAUAUUUGGAUGUGGAUACAAUGUCAUCUUUGAUGAAAGAUGACUCAGAGUAUGAACAGGAAUCGUUGUAUCAAUCGGUUGAAGAAUCUGAUGCCGGUGUAUUUGAUGUCAAUGAACCUCUGUCACCUGAUACAGAACAGUUUCUUAAUAGUAUAAAUGAUGACUGGGGAGAUGAAAUAAUUUCUUCUGAAGCUGAAAGUGAUUCGGACAAAUUUAUUUAUCCCGAAAUAAAAGAUUCUGAGGACGAUUUGUCUGUAUCAACCGAAAUAUCUUCAACGUCUGUCAAUACAAGUCUGUUUCCGGAUGUUACUGAACAAUUGGGAACCGUUGGGAAUGAUUGUGAUGUUAAUAAUGGUGAGAAAAAUGAGAAAGUUGUUAAACCAAAAGCAAGCAAAUCUAACUGCUCAACCUUAAGUCAAUCUCCAAACAAUCGUCAAAAAAACCGUCGAUCAAGUUCAAGAAUAACUACAUCUCAAAAACAUUGA